AUGGAGCAGUGGGCGUACUACCUCUGCCUUCUCUUGGCUCUCCUCCUUCCUCUCCUUCUCUUCAAGCUCAACACGAAACACAGCGGUGGCAAUAGCAGCGUGCGUCUGCCACCCGGUCCGUGGCGGCUUCCGCUCAUCGGCAGUCUUCAUCACCUCGCCGGCAACCCGCUCAUGCACUGUGUCAUGGCCGACCUCGCUCACCGGCUCGACGCGCCUCUCAUGUACCUCAAGCUCGGCAAGGUGCCGGUGAUGGUGGCCACAUCCCCGGAGGCUGCCCGCGAGAUCAUGCGGACGCAUGACGUCGUCUUCGCUACGCGGCCGUUGAGCCCCACGUUGAAGAUUAUGAACUCUGAAGGGCUGGUAUUCGCUCCCUAUGGUGCCUUGUGGCGGCAGCUUCGCAAGAUUUGCAUCUUGGAGCUUCUCAGUGUGCGUCGCGUGCAGUCGUUCCGCCACAUCCGGGAGGAUGAGGUCUGCCGACUCGUGGCCGCCAUCACGGCGGCGCCGCCCAUGAAGCUCGUGAACGUGAGUGAGCGAAUUGCCAUCCUCAUCAACGAUUCGGCGGUAUGCGCCAUGAUUGGGGAAAGAUUCAUGAGGCGUGAGGAGUUCUUGCAGACACUCGAGGAUGGUGUCAAGAUCGCCGGCGGGUUCAGCCUUAGCGAUAUGUUCCCAUCAUCGUGGCUCGCGAGAUUCAUCAGCGGCACGACACGGCGGGCCGAGGAGUACCACCAGAAGAGCUUCGAGCUCAUGGAGUACGCGAUCAAGCAACACGAGGAGCAGAGGGCAACCACCGCCUCAGCGAGCGGUGUCGUGGAGGAAGGAGAGGACCUAGUGGACGCGCUCAUGAGGAUACGCAAGGAAGGUGUCCUCGACGUGCCCCUUACCAUGGGAAUGAUCAAAGCAGUCAUCAAGGAGACAAUGAGGCUUCAUCCACCUGCACCAUUGCUUCUCCCUAGGGAGGCAACUGAGCCUUGCAAAAUCCUCGGGUAUGAUGUCCCCGAGGGCACCACGAUGUUAGUGAACGCAUGGGCAAUCGGAAGAGACCCUAGGCACUGGGAAGACCCUGAGGAGUUCAAACCAGAGAGAUUUGAAUCUGGCAUGGUUGAUUUCAAAGGAACAAACUUUGAGUACAUACCAUUUGGGGCAGGUCGAAGGAUGUGCCCUGGAAUGAUGUUUGCGCAGGCUAGCAUCGAGAUUGUACUGGCCGCACUUCUCUACCACUUCGACUGGGAGCUCCCAGGAGGGGUGAGACCAGAUGAGCUGGACACGACAGAGAAGAUGGGCCUCACUGUCCGACGGAAGAACAACCUGUACCUGCACGCUGUGGUUCGUGUGCCCCCAGUUUAA
Messenger RNA from Triticum turgidum subsp. durum (durum wheat), 1344 nucleotides. Lineage: Eukaryota; Viridiplantae; Streptophyta; Magnoliopsida; Poales; Poaceae. The record is from the annotation of a GenBank genome assembly.